Dipodomys ordii (Ord's kangaroo rat) is the source of this 954-nucleotide messenger RNA. RefSeq names its product transmembrane protein 163 (gene Tmem163). The transcript is spliced from 8 exons. Gene Ontology annotation, cellular component: synaptic vesicle membrane. The record is from RefSeq and is a predicted model, not a curated record. Gene Ontology annotation, molecular function: zinc ion binding. The coding region runs from base 1 to 867 and encodes 288 amino acids. Lineage: Eukaryota; Metazoa; Chordata; Mammalia; Rodentia; Heteromyidae.
AUGGAGACGGCCACUGGCAGUGAGCGCGGGAGCCCCCCGGGCCCCGCAGUGCCGCCGCCCCGGGGCCACGCGCCCUUGGCUGCCGCCUCCUGCCCAGGCGGGCUGAGUCCCCCGGCGCGCGAGCCGCCGCAGCCGGAGGAGGAGCGGCAGCCGCGGAUCAGCGAGAGCGGCCAGUUCAGCGACGGACUGGAGGACCGAGGCUUACUAGAAAGCAGCACCCGGCUGAAACCUCACGAAGCCCAGAACUACAGAAAGAAGGCAUUGUGGGUCUCCUGGCUUUCCAUUAUUGUCACCCUGGCCCUUGCAGUGGCUGCCUUCACUGUCUCCGUUAUGAGGUACAGCGCCUCUGCUUUUGGGUUUGCAUUUGAUGCCAUUCUGGAUGUACUGUCGUCAGCGAUCGUCCUGUGGCGUUACAGCAAUGCGGCUGCUGUGCACUCUGCCCAUAGAGAGUACAUAGCCUGUGUCAUCUUGGGGGUGAUAUUCCUUCUCUCCUCCAUAUGUAUAGUGGUCAAAGCCAUCCAUGACCUCUCAACUAAGCUGCUCCCAGAAGUGGAUGAUUUCCUGUUCAGUGUCUCCAUUUUAAGUGGGAUCCUGUGCAGCAUCUUGGCAGUUCUGAAGUUUAUGCUCGGGAAGGUUUUGACCAGCAGAGCACUCAUAACCGAUGGGUUUAACUCCCUUGUGGGCGGUGUGAUGGGCUUCUCCAUUCUUCUGAGCGCUGAAGUAUUCAAGCACAAUGCAGCAGUCUGGUACCUGGAUGGCAGCAUAGGUGUGCUGAUCGGACUCACCAUCUUUGCCUAUGGGGUCAAACUCCUCAUUGACAUGGUGCCAAGGGUCCGGCAGACACGUCACUACGAGAUGUUUGAGUGAAGGCGGCUGGAGGGGCGGGAGCAGGUGGCUCCUCCUGAAGACUGACAAGGUGACACCAGGUUUCCCUGUAGGCAGACGGUGCCAAUA